GAAUGCAUUUGCAGCUCAUCGGCAUUCAUGAUUUUUUCACGUCAGCUUACGCUAUGUCGUCUGUUUAGAGUUAGCAGGACUUUUCGUGCACUGAAGAGUGUAAUUCUACUUCCGUUCUUUCUUUUAUUCCGCUAAGUUUUCAGUACCGACUUUUACGGGACUAUUUCUAAAUCAUUCCCCAGCGCAGUCUAAUUUCCGUUUUAUGUCGUUGAUUGGUCGUUAGAAGAAUGUUCAGGAAAGACAUCUGGCGCUACGGUGCAGUGACUGUGAAGACCGAGCAGGACGAGUUGUGGCACGGACUGGUAGCGGAUGUCAACAGCAAGCACGGCUUGACCGUCAACUUCGGGUGCCCGCAGUUCCAGGCCGCACUGGUUCCCUGGGCUAACUUCGUCCAGGGCCGGACAUGGACACCAGAAUCCCGUCUGCAGUUCGGCGGUCCCGCGCUGGCUGUUUACCAGUUGACAAGAAACGUUCCGUGGCGUUGGCAUCGUGCCUGCCUCCUGGCGGGUAGUUCCGAUUAUAAGUACGCUUUUGUGGAGCUGAUCUUGACGGAUGGGACGGUGGUGCGGGAUGUCGUGGGGUGGGAGCGCGUGCAGCCGCUGGCCGAGAUGCCGUCGUGCCAGUGGGAUAAAGCGCCCCACAAAGCCCCUUUCAAAAAGUGUUGGAUCGAGUUGACCGGGGAUCCACAGCUGCUGGCGGUCACCCAACGACCCGAUUUUGUGGAGCAUUGGCUGUCCAGGACGGGUACAAUCGCUCGUGGUAUGCGGGGACGGAGUUUACUGUGUCUGGCGACGUCGAAAGAAAUACCGCGCUUGUUCGCACGGGAGUCUGAAAUUGCGCAAGUGCUUUCGUGGAUUGGUCAAGCUGAGCUGAAAGCAAGAUGGAGUAGGUCUCGUCAGGCGAACAGCGUCAAUGGCACGGAUACGUCGCCGAGCCCUGGCCAUACGAUCGCCAUUGACGCAAACUGCGAAUCUUAUACUCAGCAGCUGCCUGUGGAGGUGUGGGCACGAAUUUUCUCCUUUCUGAAUGCAUACGAGCGAGUUACUGCCAGUGAGAUCUGCUACACGUGGAACCGUCUCCUCAAGUCUCCACCAUUGGCCGUGCGCGUGGAGAUUGAUCUGGACCAGCACAGAGGCGUAACGGUGGCCGGUAUGGUGCAUCACAUGAUCAUGCCGUCUACGAAAACCCUCCUACUGACCAGCAGCGAUGACGAGCGACGCCUGAAACAAUGGCCCAGGGAUUCGCCGCUUCCCAGUCCACUGCACAUUGUGGUCGAUGUUCUGCGCGCCAAGAACCUGCGCGUUCCGCGGAUUGUACUGAAGCGCUGCCGCAUCAGGAAGCAUUCACUGCUGGGAACCGCGAACGGGAGAUCGGAUAUGGCGGCACUGUGGUGUGAGGUAUGUGACCAGCUGACCCUGGAGGAUACGCACAUUCUUCUGACGUAUGAAGACCGAAUGAAUAUUCAGCUGGUUGACCGAUCCAGGUGCUGGGAGAGUUCUGAUCGUGUGCUUUUCUACCGUAUUCAAGGCAAAACCAUCGAUACACGGAUGAAGGACAAGUUAACCCUACUCGAUACUCAAGAAUCGGUUCUGGAAUAUCAACUUCUGUAACCUUAAAUCUGCAAGCUGUUCAUUCGCGUGCUAGUAGCCUAGUAUCACUUGAUUGUUUUUAUGAAGUAUUGCAAUAUCAGCACUAAUAUUUAUAGUUUAAUAUUACAUUUAAUACUUGGUGUUAACCAUAGGCAGCCAGCAUUCGUACUGAUU
Molecule: messenger RNA, 1763 nt
Organism: Paramacrobiotus metropolitanus
Lineage: Eukaryota; Metazoa; Tardigrada; Eutardigrada; Parachela; Macrobiotidae
Exons: 2
Coding region: 228-1610 (460 amino acids)
Molecular function (GO): protein binding
Source: RefSeq, a predicted model, not a curated record